This is a messenger RNA of Canariomyces notabilis, 1810 nucleotides long. RefSeq lists its product as uncharacterized. The transcript is spliced from 3 exons. NCBI's taxonomy places the organism in Eukaryota, Fungi, Ascomycota, Sordariomycetes, Sordariales, Chaetomiaceae. The coding region runs from base 335 to 1498 and encodes 387 amino acids. The record is from RefSeq and is a predicted model, not a curated record.
UAUCCCAUCUGGUCCGCUGCGGCAGUCAUUCACUCAGGUCAACCAGGACUCGAACUGCCCAAUUCCCAGCUUCUUCCCCCGUUUUCUGUGAUCUGGCAUCACGUCUCUGUCUGUCCGAACCCUUUGGACCGUGCCAUCUCUGUCGUACAUCAUCUUCAUUUAUCCGAUUCCCCCUUAUCGCCCCCUAAUAUCCCUUGACUUUGGUCACCUCGGUCUUCAGCCACUUGAUCCUUACUACCCAGUGGGUAGUUUGGCACCGCUGUACAUUAAUCUCAGCUCCAUUCCACCUGAAAUCCGGCCUUCAGCACCUUACCUUCCUCGACUUACAACAACCAUGUCUUACUCAGGGGGCUACCUCUCCGUCAACAACGAUGCAUCCGGCUCUGUUUCCCGCAGUCGCUCGCGUUCCCCUGGAGGCCGCCGAUCCAGAAGCGGCACCCCGUCUUCUACACGUCGUGAUGAAGAUGUCCGCCCUCCGCUCCCGGGGGGGAUGCUUCCAAACGUUCGAGUUUUCGAGCAAAGCCGAAGCGAUCCCGAAGACAUGCCCCAGCUAUCCAAGCUGUCGCGGACUUUUCGAUUUGUCGUUUUCGUCAUGCAUUUUGCCAUAUCGAUGCUUGAGUCGCCGGACGGCAGGGAGGCUUUGAUCGACACCGCUGGUGCCCUCUGCGAUGGCUGGACCAUGCGCGGGAGACGGAACCAUUUGUUCAGGGCCGAUGUGAGGCAGCAGCGUAACCUUCUGAUCGAGCAAGUCGAUGCCUUCCUCGACAGCAUCCGCGAGAACCCACCCAACAUGGUUGUCAGUUCGCGCCUCGUGGGCGAGGGGGUCGUUCAACGUCAAGAUUGGGCCCACGGGAGAGGGUUCAACGCAAAGUGGGCUGCCAUGUUUCGUUUAAACGGAAGGAUUAUCGACGACGCUAUCGAAGCCGCCGAGGAUGGCCUUCUUGAGGAGUUUCAGCGUUUCCUAUUGCUCAUGGGGAUAGCGACCGUCCAUGAACUGAUUCACGUCUUCGUUGCCCAGUUCGUUGGAAAUGGCCGGGACCUCACGCCCCCUCAGGUUAAUUUCCCUGGAAGAGGCACUGCAUCCGGCGAGUCAGGUCGAUUUUACGAAAGGCAGCUGAUAGGCUUCGUGGUCCAAUCUUACUAUGACAGGAAUCAUCCCUUGGGAGAGCGCCAACCCGGGGAUUUGGUCGCCUACGAUGGAAACCAAAGGUAUGAGGUGGAUAGGGAUUGGAUGCGAGACAUGUUGAACCUAAACUUCCGCUUCCACAUGGACCGCAGAUUGUCAUCAUGGACCCGCUCGACCCAUAGACAGAUGGACCGGGCAAUGCAAGACGUUAGAGGUCCCGGCAUCGGUGACGAUUUUCGGAGUAGCGAUCUCACUGGCAUUCUUGAGAGGAUGAACAACAAGCCCGUCGACCAUAUCGAGGGGGAAGAGCUUCACGGAAUAAUGAAGAUGGCCCGAGAUCCUCGAUACAUUAAAGCGCGCGGUCAAUCCUGAUUCCUGAAUAUUCUGUUGCGGACUUCACAGAUGUACUGUGUUAGUAUAUAGAAAUGUUUCAGUUUGGCUUGCUUGGAGCGCUGGUUUCCAAAUAUUCUUCAUACCGAAUCCAGUUCCUACGAAGUCGGUUCUUCUGUGAGAAGUCAAGGCCGGAAAGGAAGCCUGGGAAUGUGAAGAAAUGAGUUGUUUUGAGCUCGCUCCGCUCGCUUGUCGAGAUUCAGGGUCCUGUCGCUAAACGCAUACAGUGGGUGCCACAAAAAAACGCCCAACUGUCGAUUUUACCACAAAACUCACCAACAUCACUAAUACAAC